This is a messenger RNA of Heterobilharzia americana, 3360 nucleotides long. The record is from the annotation of a GenBank genome assembly. NCBI's taxonomy places the organism in Eukaryota, Metazoa, Platyhelminthes, Trematoda, Strigeidida, Schistosomatidae.
AUGCGUAUCUGUUACCAGCCAUCAUCUUCAAGUCUAAAAAAUAUGGCUAAAUUGAACAGUUUCCGAACAAACGAAAAACUCUUAUCAGUUGAAAUUAAACAUGCGUUCAAUCCUAUAGUGUUUAUCCAGUUGUCGAUACGGACAAGAAGUAUUUCUCAUAUAAAACAGGGCACAUGUGCUUUAAUCGAAAAAGAUGAUGUAGCACAAGAGAUCUGUUUUAAGAAGAGUAUACAAGCAGCUAAUAAACUUCUACAACAACACGAUUCAUCAAAUCAUCGGUUCCAGCUUAUACCGAUUAUAGAGACAAUUGAUGGAGACGACAGUUUCGAAGCAACUCGUAAAGCCUGUCAGCUUCUUGAACGACAGGUGAUCGCAGUUUACGGGCCAUCAACACCGCAUGCUUCAUCAGCAGUACAAGCUUUGUGCAAUCAGUUCGGUAUACCGCAUUUACAAAUUGACUGGGGCUAUCGUCAAACAUCUCGUGGUUAUGCCUUAAAUGUACAUCCGCAUUAUUUAGCUUUUGGACAGGCGUUAUACGAUUAUGUACAGAAAGCUGAAUAUUGGGAUACAGUAGCUGUUAUUUAUUCCAAAGAAGAAAAUUCAGAUUACACUACAACUUCUGAACAGAAUGCACAGAUUACUCAAACUCACUUUCGUUUUAUUGUGGAUAUACCUUUCUGGGAGAUUCAAGAAUUUCUAGCACUUGCAAAUUCGUACAACAUGACGUCACAAUAUUAUAGUUAUGUGUUUACAGACUGGGUAAGACAACUUUUUCAUUGUAAUUUACCUGACAAAAGAUGUUCAACUGUCGAUCCGAAGGCAUUUGAAUCUGUUCAAGGAGCUAAUAUUACAACCUUCUCAAUUUUACAUCCUAUGAAUGAGGAGUCUGGAUAUGGAGUAGCCGCAUUACUAGACGAUAUACGUGUAACUGCUUUACAAGAUAAACGUUUCACGCGUAGCUCAACAUCACGAAGUAUUAGUCCUACACAUUCUGCACUUCUUUAUGAUGGUUUAAGUUUGCUUGCAAUGGGUGUUCUGUCAUCGUCACGUUCAACAAAUAUUCUACCACCAGCUGGUCUCUCCUGUCUAGUUAAUCGUGUUUGGAAUCCAGGACUGACGCUGAUGAAUGAUAUAAAAGCUGUACGCCCAACCAGUUUCCGAGGUCUGACUGGACCAUUUCAGUUUGAUGGACAUGGUUGGCGUUCAAACGCUUACUUGAUUAUUCUGGAACUAGGUCGAAAUGGUUUUCAAGAAUAUGGUUACUGGAAUAUGGAUGAAGGUCUGGUUGUAACAAAAAAUUUCAGUCUAACAAAACAAGAAUAUCAAUCUGAACUAAAAGGAAAGGUGCUACGUAUAACUACACAAGAAGAAAAGCCCUAUAUGAUGUAUAAAGGAAAAACAUUACCUGGUCAGCCAAAGUCGACAGAUCCUAAAGACUGGGAAGGAUUUUGCAUUAGUUUAUUAAAUUAUAUCAGUGAAGACUUGCAAUUCACAUACACAAUUAAUUUGGUCCCAGAUUCAACAUAUGGUAAUAUGAAAAUUGUUGACGGUGUUGAGACAUGGGAUGGAAUGGUGCAAGAACUACGAACUCGGCGUGCUGACUUAGCUGUUGGAUCAUUUACUAUCACUUAUGAUCGUGAACGUGUUAUCGAUUUCACAACACCAUUCAUGUACUUGGGGAUAAGUAUUAUCUACAAACGCCCAGAAGACAAAGAAUCACAUCUUUUUUCUUUUUUAACGCCUCUUUCACCGCCGGUUUGGGGCUAUAUCUUAGCAGCGCUAAUCAUGGUUAGCUUAGUAUUGUUUGUUGUGGCAAGAUUUAGUCCAUACGAGUGGAAAGUGAAACAUCCGUGUAAUGUGGACUCUGAAGUUGUUGAAAACAAUUUUAAUGUGUCCAACAGUCUUUGGUUCACAUUCGGUUCAUUAAUGCAGAAAGGUUCAGACAUUUUACCUCAUGCCACAUCAACUCGCAUUAUAGCUGGAUUUUGGUGGUUUUUUACACUCAUCGUCAUCUCGUCGUAUACAGCUAACUUAGCUGCUUUCCUCACUGUGGCACGAAUGGUUGCACCGAUUGAAAAUGCCGAAGAUUUGGCUAAGCAAACAAAAAUUAAAUAUGGCUCUAUACAGGGUGGUUCAACUACAGCAUUUUUUGAGGAAUCCAACUUUUCCACCUAUAAGCGAAUGUGGCAGUUUAUGAGUUCACAGAAAGGACUAUUAAUGAAUAAUACACUGGAAGCAAUACAACGUGUUAAACGAGAAGAAUAUGCUUUUCUACUUGAAUCAACAAUGAAUGAAUACUAUACACAACGUGACUGUGAAUUAAUGCAAGUUGGAGGACUGUUAGAUUCAAAAGGCUAUGGAAUAGGAUUACCAGAAGGAUCAAAGUACAGGGAUCCAAUUUCUGAAACUAUUUUAAAAUUGCAAAAGUCUCAAGUAUUAGAACAGUUGAAGUUCUAUUGGUGGAGAAAGCAUGAUAUUGAAAAACCAUGUGACACAUCACCAACAAAGAGUUCAGAUGCUAAUUCCCUAGGUGUUGAAAAAGUUGGCGGGUGUUUUGUUAUGCUACUGAUUGGUAUGGCUGUAUCAUUACUUGUUGGCCUAUUAGAAUUUGUAUGCAAUGCAUAUCGUCGUGUAGCAAAUAAAAAGCAUAAUUUACAUGAAGAGAUUGCUCGUGAUUUCCGCUUCUCAUGGCUUGCUCAAGUUUGCUUGUCUACUGAUGGUGAUCAAAAGAGAUCAUUUUCAGACUCUUUAGCCUAUGCCCCUUGUUUGCCUGCUCCUGUUCCAGUGAUGAAUGAAAAUCAUGUUGGCAAACCAACACUACUACCGAAUCUCUCACAAUCAUCUCGUACUUCGCUAGGGGAUUCAAAAAAUACUGUAGUAGCAGCAGAUAGUGAACAAAAGGCUACACCAUCUCUGGUUCAGACACAGGCACAAGGAUAUGAAUGUCAAGUGGAAUCAUUUCCAGGUGUGUACCCUGAGUCACGUCUUGCAGAACGAAAUCCACUAGACGACGUUGAUUUGGGCCGUAAUUUGGCUGUACAGUCACAGCGUGACAGAACAAAUUUCGCUUAUUUAAAUCCCAACGAUCCUGAUUAUACUCAACGCCAGUCUACUAUAAAUCCUAAUUAUCCAACUGAACAGAUGAGCUCACAUGAAAGGGAACCUACAGAGGAAUGGCGUAUUGGUCCAGCCCCAACAUUCACUGGAACAUCAACAGGUAUCGGUUUCCGUCUUGGAUACACAACACUUCAAAGUGGUUCAGUUGAACAAGAGUCAAAGACUUUAGAUAACUGGUCAGGACCAGGAAAAAUACUUACUGGUAGUCAACAUGAUGUUCAACUGAAAAAAGUUUCAUGUUAA